This is a messenger RNA of Parasteatoda tepidariorum (common house spider), 3783 nucleotides long. RefSeq lists its product as uncharacterized. Gene Ontology annotation, cellular component: nucleus. The record is from RefSeq and is a predicted model, not a curated record. Gene Ontology annotation, molecular function: DNA-binding transcription factor activity, RNA polymerase II-specific; RNA polymerase II cis-regulatory region sequence-specific DNA binding. Gene Ontology annotation, biological process: regulation of transcription by RNA polymerase II. Lineage: Eukaryota; Metazoa; Arthropoda; Arachnida; Araneae; Theridiidae.
UAAUGGCAAUUCAAACAAGUUUUUUGCCGACGUAGUGUGUUAAAUGUUCGAGGCGAGGUGGUAUGAAGUAAUUAAGUGCCUGUAUGUUGUGUUUUGAAUGUGUGUGGAAUGUAUGUUAUUUACUUAUAACUUCUAAAUAUUUUACAAAAUUUUAAUAAUAGAAAUCUUAUCAAUGCAAUCAUUCAUGCAGUAUUCAUUAAUAGUAAAUUGCUUCAUAUAACCUUAUGUGGACUUUCUCUCAGAAAACAUGAAUUCCAAAUGAGCAGAUUUUAGGCGAAUUAUAAAAUGCUUCUCAUGAUAAGUUUCCAACUAAAGUUAUCUGCAUUUCAUUUAUCAGAUACCAUUUUUUGGGGUUGAGUUAAAAUCUAGGUGUGUAUAUUUCUUUUCAGAUGUGCUUCUAGAGGACAUCGAUUAAAUAUUUGAAAGAUAAAGCGGAUAUGAGUGGCUUCUUUUAUGAAUGUUUUGCCCAUGAGUUACUGAUUACUAUUUUAUAUUUAAAGAAUGGAUCAAGAACGAUGUGCACUUAUUAGUAAAGAUGAUAUCAAGAAAGAGAAAGUGCACUCUACAGUUAUAGAUGAUAUAAAUGGUGAUUGUGUUGAUUGUGAUGAAUGCGGCUGGGAAAAUAUAUAUGACAUCACUUCUUCCUCACUUAUAAAAUCACCUCUUAUAUCCGAACUCUUAAAAUCACAUGGUCUUUUAAGAAAUGGUCAUAUUGAAAAUAAGGAUAUAUAUGAUUAUUGUGAUGAGAGUGAGCUUUGUCCAAUAGAUGAUAGUUUUGGUCCUCCUUCAUUCCUGCGUAUCUAUUCAUUCCAACCGUAUUUAAAUAAUACUACCGUAGAUGAUGAUGAAAAUGAGAAAGGAGAUUACAGGUGUGGUUGGAAAGACUGCGAUAUAUGUUUUGAAUGUAGAAAAGAUCUUGCUCAGCAUGUUAAUAGUACACAUGUCUAUCAAGAUGAAAAUUCUCUAUAUCGUUGUCAGUGGAGUGGCUGUACACGACAGGGGAAAGCCAUCAAUGCUAGGUACAGAAUGUUGAUUCAUGUUAGGACACAUACUCAUGAAAAACCUCAUGGAUGUGAAUUUUGUGGGAAAAAGUUUUCAAGACUUGAAAAUUUAAGGAUUCAUAUUCGUUCCCAUACAGGUGAGAAACCUUAUGCUUGUCCUGUAGCUGGUUGCACUAAAGCCUAUUCUAACUCCAGUGAUCGUUUUAAACAUUCUAAAACACACCAGGAAGACAAACCAUAUGUGUGUAGAGUUGAAGGAUGUGACAAAAGAUAUACUGAUCCAAGCUCAUUGCGAAAACAUAUGAAAUCUAAUGCCCAUGGAGGUGACAGUAAACAAAAACCUGUUGCUUCUACUGUGCCUGGAAUUCAGAAUGGGGUUGUCAAAAAUUCCAACAAUGUCAAUGAUACUGGUAGUUCCUUAAAAAUUUCCACUCCUAAAAAAAUUUUAUAUCAACCAUAUGCUUGUAAAACUGAAGGCUGUAAUAAAAGAUAUACUGAUCCAAGCUCCCUUCGUAAACACCAGAGAGCUACAUCGCAUGGCCGUGAUCCUAAUACAUGGAAACCCAAAAUGGGCUCUAAAGCAACACAGAAUAAAGGAAAUGUUCUAAAAUCUCAGGUACAUAAUGGUGCCAGUAAGGAGACUACUAAUGUAUCAACCAAAGAAAUUUAUGAUCCAUAUGUAUUGGAAACUACGACUACUCAGAAGAAGGAUGGUAAUGAUCCAACACCUUUGGAUUUAAGUAUUAGCUAUACUUCCUCUGAUGAAUGUUGCUUACAACUGGCACUUGAGCAAAAAAAAUUAAAUUCCUGACUGGGUUUGAUCAAAAUUUAUAUUUAAAACUAUAUUUUGUUAUGAGAUACUUUGUAUAAACAUAUUUUAUCUAUUUUCAUAUAUCUAUAUAAAUAAUAUAUAAAAAUGUUACUACAAAUGGAUUUUUUUGUACUACUUUAAUUUAUAUUUUAGCUUUAUAGAGAGCUCUAAAAAGCAGCCUUAAUAAGCACAGGUAUAUUUACAGAAGUUUAUGUACUACUUAUUAAUCUAAUUGUAGUUAAAAUAUGUAUGUGGGCAUGUGUAUAAAAAUUAACUUUAUUUGUGCAAGCACAUAAGGACUAAAAGCUAAUUAAAAUAGUAUAAAAUUAUUAGAUUUUAAAAAUAUUUUUUAAAAUUUACUCACCUUUUUUCAUAGACAUGUGCAAAUCAUAACAUGUGUUCAAUUAUGGCUGUGAUAAUUUUAUGUUUUUGUAAGUAAGUAGAAUGUGUUUAAGCACAUGUUGUAUGAUAUAAAUUUAGUUUUAUAUACAUUAUUUAUAUUUUCUUUAGAGACUUAUUUGCAAAACCAAAAUUAUACAAUUUGUUAGGGUAUAAUUGCUAUAUACAGACACAGGUUUGCAAUAGACUGCAGGUUUUUAUUGUUCUCUUACAGUAAUAUAAACUUACAUGUGUAUAAAUAGGUAGUAUGUUAUAUAUAUAUUUAAGUUAUUCUUACUAUUCUAUAAAUUUAGAAAAUUAUAUUGUUUUGUCAUACUUAAUAUUCAGAAAUAGGUUUUUAUGUUAACUUCACUUCAAUAUCUUUUUUGAUUAUUCAAUGAUAAUUUUGAUUUUCCAAGUUCAAUAAAUUUUUGUGUCACCUUAAUUUGGAAAUAAAUGUAUAUAAUAAAUACUAUAAAUUGUAUAAAUAAUAUGAAACCCUAGUUUAAUUAAUUGCUUCUGAUUAAUUUAAUCUUGACCAAUUCCAAUUAAAACAAUGAGAGGUCAACUGUAAGUGGUUGAUAAUAUGAGUACAAAUACAUAUUAAGGUAAUGCAAAACAAAGUUAAUAAAAUAUUACUCUCAUUACUUUGUUUCUAUGUUAUUUUACUAAUAGCAAAAAUAAAAUCAAAAGGUGGAGUCUAAACUAUAACUUUUGGUGACAGUUUUAAACAUGUAGUUUCAAAAAUGUUAUAUUAAAAUCACACUGAAUGUCAGUUUCAAGGAAAAAUUUGGGGAUCAUAAAACUUGAAAAAUAUUCUUUUUUUUUUCUAAUUUCUUUUCCGUCAUUCACUAAUCAUUUUAUUAAUUUAUCCUUUUGACUCUUAGUGAGGAUAGUGUAUUUUUAUGCCAAGACCAAUGAGAGGUUUAUACAUUUUUCAAUUUUGAACUUGUUUAGAAUUGCUGUAAAUUUACAACAAAAUUUAUUUGUUGCUGGCAGCUGUUGACACUCAUGGAUUCUAUUUAUUGUCUAUUAAAAUAAAUGAUGUGUCCAUAAUUCUCAAAAGGUAGUGUGAAAUAAAAUUAUAUUCAAAAAUAUAUUAGGCAUUUUGCCAACCUUACAAUUAAUGAAAUUGAAUCAGAUAACGAGUAUUAUUUUCAAAACACUUGUUGUGCAAUUGAUAUAAGCUUCUUCCCAGACAUUUAUCAUAGAUUCAAAAGUCUGCUAUAUAUAUCCAAUACAAAUUUAUAAUUCUGCUCACUUAAGUAUGUAGAAAUUUAAAUCUCUUUUGCGAUUUUUAUUUCUGCUUAUUAUGCAUGUGCAUCUGAACUACAAUAUCAAAUUGGCCGUAAAUACUUCUAAAAUUAACUAACAUCAUGAAUUUUUAUUUUUUGAUGCUAUGAUAAUGAUUUGUAUACAUUUUUCAUUUUUUUUCAAUGGAAUAUUCUUUUGCUUUUUAUAUUUUUUACACAAGUUAUACACACUGCUCACAUACAUAAUAAAUGCAUAUGGAUUGUGGCUGUAUACCCUAAAUUGUACUCUAGUGUUUGUGUUGGGCAUUUUCCAGUUUCAGUCAUGUAUUUUUGCUUAAAA